Dendrobium catenatum is the source of this 1869-nucleotide messenger RNA. Its product is annotated as QWRF motif-containing protein 2. Gene Ontology annotation, cellular component: cytoplasm; centrosome; nuclear microtubule. The record is from RefSeq and is a predicted model, not a curated record. Bases 361 to 1869 code for a protein of 502 amino acids. Lineage: Eukaryota; Viridiplantae; Streptophyta; Magnoliopsida; Asparagales; Orchidaceae. The transcript has 2 exons. Gene Ontology annotation, biological process: centrosome cycle; spindle assembly. Gene Ontology annotation, molecular function: microtubule binding.
UCAGCAACCUCUCUCUCUCUCCCUCCACAGCAAGCACAGGGCACUGAGGGCAGUUCUUUUCUCUCUCUAAAAAUCUUGUCUUAGGAAAGCAGCAAGCUUCACAGUCCCACUCCGCUUAAUAACAACCGGCCACCAAAGCAAGAAAAACAAAAACCCUGCAGCCCUCUCUCUCUCUCUUGCUGUCUCUAUCACUACUCUAUUCAUGCGGUUCUCUUCUCUUUCGCAGCGCCGCCAAGCGAAGCCAGUGAGGGGCGAGGCUACGGCGAUCUGGUAUCUUUUAUUCCUUUUGUAACGGCGAACUUUUAGAGGGUGAUAUUAAGGCGAGGCGGCCGUGUAAGAGAGGAGAUCCUGACGGAGGCCAUGGUGGUUUCGGCCUCCGAGGCCUCCGCUGCGCGAAAAAACCCUACCGCCGCCUAUCGGCCGAACGAUCCGCCGCCGAUUCCGUCGCGCCGACCCUUAACUCCCUCCGAGAGAGACAAUGCCGCUGUUUCUCGGCGACCACGGACCAAGGAAAUUACGUCAAGGUAUCUUUCCUCUUACUCUUCAUCUUCCUCUACUACGUCCACUUCCUACUCGUCCAACACCACUACCUCUACCUCCUCCUACUCCUCUUCUUCUCGGCGAUUUCCUUCCCCUGUUCUCAACACCCGACCCUCGACACCGCCCGCGAAGCGGUCGCAGUCGGUGGAUCGGACCCGCCCGUCCACCCCACGGCCAGAUCCCCGUGGUGGUGGUGGUUCCGAGGGCUCGAAUGCCGCGAGGGCCCUCUGCACCACUACCCGGAGUCUCUCGGUUUCCUUCCAAGGCGAAUCGUUCUUCUACCAGACCAGUAAGGCGAAGACACCGUCCCCUAUUCCCUCAAGGAAGCCUACGCCCGAGCGCAAACGUCCCAGCACGCCGGUGAGAAACUCCGCUGCUGGUGCGGCGCAGCAGUUGGAGAGUUCGAGGCCCUCGGACUUCCACCAACGAUGGCCUGCAGCCAGGAGCCGGCAAUCUAGUUUGCUUGCCAAAAGCUUGGAGUGCUCUGCCGAGAAGAAUGACCUUCUUGCAACCGUCCAGUUGCUGCGGCAGUCAACGUUAUUCGACGAUGGUACAGGCAGGGCGUCAUUUGAUAGGGCAGAGCUGUCAGCUUCUUCAGACAUGGACAUUGUUUCAUCUGGAGGCAAUUCCGGUGGGGCUCCUGAGCUAAAUGCACCUCGGCAGGCUCAGGUCACUUCUAGAGGCAUUAGCGUGCCUGCGAGAUUUUGGCAGGAGACAAAUAGCAGACUUCGCCACUUAUCAGAGCCCGCGACACCACUAUCUUCAUUUGGCCCAAGGAACUCAUCCACACCGAAGCUAGCUUCUGUGAGGAGAACAUUGAUUGACAGCCCUUCACUGAUUUCUCGCACUGCUUCUUCCCCACUCAAGGGACCAGUGAGGCCUUCUAGUCCAAAUAAACCUGCAAGUUCUGCAUCCAGGGUAAUUGCUAGCCCUUCACAAGCAAGGGGUACCAGCACACUGGCCAGUUCCUCACCUGCAAACCUUCAAGCAAAUGCACCUUCAAUUUUAAGCUUCGCUGCCGAGGUGAGGAGAAAUAGGAAAGGUGAGAAUCGGAUUGAAGAGGCUCAUAUGCUGAGACUGUUGCACAACAGGCACUUACAAUGGAGGUGUGCAAAUGCAAGAACCAACACUAUUGUGAUGGUUCAGAGAAUGGUUGUAGAGAAGAAUCUUUAUAAUGAAUGUAUAACAACCUCGGAGGUGCGUGACUCAGUUACAACUAAAAAGAUCAGGCUUCAGUUCCUGUCACAGCAUCUAAAACUUGCUACCAUUCUUAAGAGCCAGGUAAAUUUCAUCUUAAUGUGUCACAUUGUUUCAUUUGAUGCCUGUUAA